UCGAAUCUACUUACGAUGCCUUUUCGUAAAAAUGUAAAACAGACAAAUAUCUAUGGGCUCUCCAUUUCUUUCGUCUCGAGCGGUCGAGCCCCACUUCUCUUCCUUGUCCUCUAUUCUUCUCUCUCUUGCGUUCUCUCUCUAAUUUCUAGGAGGAUGUGGGGACUCGCGAGACAAAGGGUCGGGUUUGGAAACUUCUCUUCACCGAUUUUAGGGCAGGUGUUGCAGAGGAUUCGGCCUCUGGGAUCUGUCUUGCCAAAGAACUACUCAACUGCAGCAAAAGAGAUGACAGUGCGUGAAGCUCUGAACUCUGCACUUGAUGAGGAGAUGUCUGCGGAUCCUAAAGUAUUCUUGAUGGGUGAAGAGGUAGGCGAGUAUCAGGGUGCUUACAAGAUUUCCAAGGGUCUGCUUGAGAAGUAUGGUCCUGAGAGAGUUCUUGAUACUCCAAUUACAGAGGCUGGUUUUGCUGGUAUUGGAGUUGGUGCGGCUUACUAUGGUCUUCGGCCUGUUGUAGAAUUUAUGACUUUCAACUUCUCCAUGCAGGCAAUUGAUCAUAUUAUUAAUUCUGCUGCGAAGACAAACUACAUGUCAGCAGGUCAGAUAUCUGUACCUAUUGUUUUCAGAGGUCCAAAUGGUGCUGCUGCUGGAGUUGGUGCUCAACAUUCACAGUGUUAUGCAGCUUGGUAUGCACAUGUUCCUGGUUUGAAAGUGCUAAGCCCAUAUUCAUCUGAGGAUGCUCGAGGCUUGUUAAAAGCAGCUAUAAGGGACCCCGAUCCUGUUGUUUUCCUUGAAAAUGAACUUCUAUACGGAGAGUCAUUUCCUAUUCCAGCUGAAGUUCUUGAUUCCAGUUUCUGCCUUCCAAUAGGGAAAGCCAAGAUAGAACGACAAGGAAAGCAUGUUACUAUUACUGCGUUCUCAAAAAUGGUUGGUUAUGCUCUGCAGGCUGCAGAGAUACUUUCAAAGGAAGGAAUUGAUGCUGAGAUUAUAAAUCUCCGUUCAAUAAGGCCGCUAGACAAAGCCACCAUCAAUGCUUCGGUUCGGAAAACCAACAGACUGGUGACUGUUGAAGAAGGUUUCCCACAGCAUGGUGUAGGUGCUGAAAUAUGUAUGUCCGUUAUUGAGGAUAGCUUCGAAUAUCUUGAUGCACCAGUGGAGAGGAUUGCUGGAGCUGAUGUUCCUAUGCCUUAUGCUGCAAACCUAGAGAGGAUGGCUGUUCCUCAGGUUGAUGACAUCAUCCGUGCAGCAAAGCGGGCAUGCUACCGAUCAGUCCCCAUGGCUGCAGCUGCUUAGUUUGAGGGGCUCUCUUUGAUGAAACCAAUUUUCCUCUUUUGUUUUUCCAGUUAGAGAAGAUGCAGCACGAGAUUUAUUUGUGUUCUCCUUUGGUGAGUUGAUUUUGCACAUACUAGAGAUUGAGAACUCUAUGAUGCUCUUUUCUUGCAGUUGAAAGACUGCUUAGUUCAUGGUGUGAAAAAUUCUUUUUAAACUUGUCAGUAUAUCCUGCUAAAACAACUGUAGUUAGAUAUUCAAAAUCAUAGCUGAAACAUGAUCACAUGUUUAAUAAUGAAAAUGUCAUUAAUGACUGGAGUAUUGCUUGGUUAGCCUGAA
Messenger RNA from Phoenix dactylifera (date palm), 1602 nucleotides. RefSeq names its product Transketolase family protein (gene MAB1). The record is from RefSeq and is a predicted model, not a curated record. Gene Ontology annotation, molecular function: pyruvate dehydrogenase (acetyl-transferring) activity. Gene Ontology annotation, cellular component: pyruvate dehydrogenase complex. Gene Ontology annotation, biological process: pyruvate decarboxylation to acetyl-CoA. NCBI's taxonomy places the organism in Eukaryota, Viridiplantae, Streptophyta, Magnoliopsida, Arecales, Arecaceae.